AUGCCUUGCUGCGAGUUGAUAACAAAUAUAAGUAUAGCCGAUGAUAAUGCGCAAAAUGUAUUAUCUCAAAUAGAAAGGGUGAUAUCGGAUGUAUUGGGAAAACCUGUGUCUUAUAUUAUGAGCAAUUAUGACUAUCAGAAAAACUUAAGAUUUGCUGGCACGAAUGAAGAAUAUUGUUUUGUUAGGUUAACAAGCAUUGGAGGAAUUAAUAGGUCAAAUAAUUCAACUUUAGCUGAUAAAAUUACAAAAAUUCUUAUGAACACGUUAAAUGUAAAAUCGAGGAGAGUGUACAUUGAAUUCAGGGAUUGUUCAGCUCAAAAUUUCGCAUACAGUGGAUCUCUAUUUGGCUGA
Molecule: messenger RNA, 351 nt
Organism: Plasmodium malariae
Lineage: Eukaryota; Apicomplexa; Aconoidasida; Haemosporida; Plasmodiidae
Product: macrophage migration inhibitory factor, putative
Exons: 2
Coding region: 1-351 (116 amino acids)
Molecular function (GO): phenylpyruvate tautomerase activity
Source: RefSeq, a predicted model, not a curated record